Molecule: messenger RNA, 2048 nt
Organism: Anneissia japonica
Lineage: Eukaryota; Metazoa; Echinodermata; Crinoidea; Comatulida; Comatulidae
Exons: 11
Coding region: 222-2048 (608 amino acids)
Cellular component (GO): secretory granule
Source: RefSeq, a predicted model, not a curated record
GUCGAGGAAUGAUCAAUCAGAGUGUGGAUCUUCUUUCCCCCUCAAAUUUACCGUAAUAAAAUAUCUUCGCGGCCAUCGUUUCUGUAAGGCUGUUUUAUAUAUACAGCUGUGAUGUUCUUUCUAGUGGAGAUUGAAGUUUGAUAUUUUGCCUCUUUGUUUUUUAUUUAGUUAUUUAGAAUGUAGAUCUUUAUACGGAUUUAGCCGCACAGUACGACGAGAGCAUGAAUCGAGGUGCUGUUUACGCCGCCCGUGCACUAGGGCUGUGUAUUGUGGUAGGAGUACUAAUUUGCCCUUGCGACUCAUCAGGGAAUCUUGGUUGCCGCUUCAGCCCUGUGUGUUCUGCUCGUGAAAUCUGCCGUGAAGAUAAACUAUUUGGCACGUGUGCCCAUAGGUCAGCUUCAAUCUUUGCCUACGACCUAGAUCCUGCCGGAUAUCUCCAACUAAAGAAUGCAAUAGAAUUUUUACUAUCCCGUGGUUACACUUGGGAUAACGCUUUUGCUCAGCACUCACUAAAGAUUGUUUUGAAACCAUAUAGACGCGAAUUAGAAUUGUACAAUGACAGAAAGCCAUCACUUAUACCAAAUGAUUCUGAUUUUUCUUCGGCUGGUGUGAACGGCCUCUUAAACGACCUAGAAUUAUUAGAAAAUGCAGAAGAAUAUGAGGAGAAAUUACGGAAGAGUAAGAUCGCGACACCCAAUUCUCGUCAUAAGGUACGCCAACAAAAGCCCACCAAGAGCUUUCUGCACCGACACGGAUCAAAGACCAACAAUAACAGGAUGUCUGAUGUUUUACAAGAGAUGUACUAUGAAAAGUAUUUAGAGUAUAUGAAAGCCAUGGAAGAAGAGUCGAAAGGGAGGAAAAUAAACACGUACGAUGAAUUUCUAAGUAGCAUGACUGAGCCAAGCGAAGACCAGCAAUGGGAGAUGGGUGGCAACGGUAGGGCUCAGGGCCAUAGAGCUGAAACCUGGCAGUUUGAUGACAAUAUUGGAGAUGGCCAAGUGGUAGACAUCAAUUGGCUAGAAGACAAUAAUGGUGAGGGUGUAAAAAAUGAUGAGAUGUUUGAAGGCGAAUUUAUUGGUGGUGAUGACGAGGUCUUCAAUAAAGAGUCUUCCAACAAAAACAACAUUGAAACCCAGGAUUAUCUAAAUGAUCUGUCAUUGUUGGACAUCGAGACGAUAAUGAAGGAGAUGUACAGUUUGUUUGCCACGGUUGAUCCUGAUUCGUGGACACAGUUAACAGAAAAAGAGAAAAGUCUGUUGUUGGACCAGGCAUUGCUUUUGCUACUAGAGAAGUAUCCAUCACUCACAACAAAACCUGCUGAAAAUGUGGAAAUAUGGAAGGAUUCUGAGGAAGUUACUGAAACAGCGAAUGGUAUCACAGAGAAGAUGGUGAUGGAAGAACAGGAGAGAGGGGAACAUGCAACAGGCGAAUGGGAGGAAGGAGGGCAGGAGAAUAUAAUAGGUAACGAAUGGCGUACCCCCAAAAUAGAAAACCAGCCUGAAGUCAAUUUGGAUUUAGAAGAACCAUUUCCAAAGCCUACAGAUUAUAAUCCAACUGGUAAACUGGUGAACCUUGAAAAUGAACAGACGGCAGAAGAAAACAUCAAGGCUAAAAAGGAACAUGAUGUUUUCGAUGUACACAACAACCUGGAUGUGGACACCUCAGCCGGCAUGCAUGUCGCAUCAUCAGUCCCAAGCAAAAAAGAUGACAGAAUAAAGAAUCAAGUUUUCAUUAUAACAAACGAGAGCUUAGGACAGCAGGAUGGGGAAAUGGUUGUCGAGCAGCUCCGUGACAUGUUGCAACUACCAGAGGAUGCAUUUAUAAACACACGAGUAAAGAAGACAAAGGUUACUUUCACCGUCAAUACGAAAUACAACAAUUCUGCAUCAGAUAUUGCGAAGAAAGCAGCUCAACUUGGCACUGAAUUGCAUAAGAGGCUAGGCCCGACGAUCAGGAUGACAGGCGCUGGAUCUGGGAGGAAUUUUGCUACUUUGUUCUGGUUCUGGUGGGCAAAGCCAACGAACCUUAUAUGGACUCUAAAAGUGUAG